AUGCCCCGUGCCAUCAGAGGCGUCCUGAUCGAGUGCGAUCCCUCCAUCAAGUCCAUCCUGGUCAACAUUGACAGUCAGAAGCACGAAUUCAUCAUCGAGGAUCUAGACGAUGAACGCGUCGUGGUCAAGGAGAACAUGGUAGCUGUUUUGAAGCAGAAGCUAGAGGAUCGUCUCAAGGAAAAUCUCCCUCCUGUAGAUGAGUCCGGGUCCGAGUAG
Messenger RNA from Geosmithia morbida, 216 nucleotides. Its product is annotated as TFIIH basal transcription factor complex TTD-A subunit. Gene Ontology annotation, cellular component: transcription factor TFIIH core complex; transcription factor TFIIH holo complex. Gene Ontology annotation, biological process: nucleotide-excision repair, preincision complex assembly; transcription initiation at RNA polymerase II promoter; transcription by RNA polymerase II. The transcript is spliced from 3 exons. The record is from RefSeq and is a predicted model, not a curated record. NCBI's taxonomy places the organism in Eukaryota, Fungi, Ascomycota, Sordariomycetes, Hypocreales, Bionectriaceae. Bases 1 to 216 code for a protein of 71 amino acids.